GAGGGCCGCGGUGCUUGGCGGGCCAGUAGCGGGUUGUCAGAACGAUUGCCACCGGACUGGGGCGAGGCUGCGUUGCUGGGUCUUGGCCGCUUGGGACCCGCGCAAGCAUGAGAGCACAGAGGACGCAGGGCCGCUGGAGGCGCAGGUAACGAAACUGGGGUGCAGUGGGGCCGCGGCGGGGCUUCUUCCGGGACUCGUGGUGCUGAAUGGAAAGGACCGAGGCGACGCCGAGCUGCAGCUCCUAGCGGCGGGGCCAGUGCCCGAGCUGCAGCUGCCAGAGGAUGUGUGGAUCCCGGGCGGCGCGGGGGAGCUGAGAGCCUUCGGGCCCCAAGACCCCCGGAGCCCGGGAUGAGUUAGCGAGGGCAGCCACGGGGGCCAGUUCCCACUGCUACAGGCCGAGCCGACGGCCGCCGCCCGCCCGCCUGCCCCUUCGUCCUGAAGCCGCUAGCUAGCUCGUCGCCCGCCCGCCUGCGUUCCCGGCCCUGGAGACCAUGAGGUUCCGCAUCUACAAGCGGAAGGUGCUGAUCCUGACCUUCGUGGUGGCCGCCUGCGGCUUCGUCCUAUGGAGUAGCAAUGGGCGACAAAGGAAGAACGAGGCCCUUACUCCGCCGCUGCUGCUGCAGGACGCCGAGCCCGCGCGAGGUGCUGGCGGCCGGGGUGGGGAGCACCCCGCUGUGUCUGUGGGCAUCCGCAGGGUCUCCAACGAUUCGGCGGCUCCGCUCGUCCCGGCGGCCCCACAGCCAGAGGCGGACAAUCUGACGCUGCGGUACCGGUCUCUAGUGUACCAGCUGAACUUUGAUCAGACGUUGAAAAAUGUAGAUAAGGACGGCGCCUGGGCUCCCCGGGACCUGGUGUUGGUGGUCCAGGUGCAUAACCGGCCCGAAUACCUCAGACUGCUGCUGGACUCACUUCGGAAAGCCCAGGGUAUUGAAAAUACCCUCGUCAUCUUUAGCCACGACUUCUGGUCGACAGAGAUCAAUCAGAUGAUCGCCGGAGUGGAUUUCUGUCCGGUUUUGCAGGUCUUUUUUCCUUUCAGCAUUCAGUUGUACCCCAACGAGUUUCCAGGCAGUGACCCUAGAGAUUGCCCCAGAGACCUGGACAAGAAUGCCGCGUUGAAAAUGGGGUGCAUUAAUGCCGAGUAUCCCGACUCUUUCGGCCAUUAUAGAGAAGCCAAGUUUUCCCAAACCAAACACCAUUGGUGGUGGAAGCUGCAUUUUGUAUGGGAAAGGGUCAAAAUUCUUCAAGACUAUGCUGGCUUUAUACUUUUCCUAGAGGAAGAUCAUUACUUAGCCCCAGACUUUUACCAUGUCUUCAAAAAGAUGUGGAAAUUGAAGCAGCAAGAGUGUCCCGAGUGUGAUGUUCUCUCUCUGGGGACCUAUACUGCCAGUCGCAGUUUUUAUAGCAUUGCUGACAAAAUAGAUGUAAAAACCUGGAAGUCCACAGAGCACAAUAUGGGUCUAGCCUUGACCCGGGACGCGUAUAAGAAACUGAUUGAGUGCACAGACACUUUCUGUACUUAUGAUGAUUAUAACUGGGACUGGACUCUUCAGUACUUGACUGUAUUUUGUCUUCCAAAAUUCUGGAAAGUGCUGGUUCCUCAAGCUCCUAGGAUUUUUCAUGCUGGAGACUGUGGUAUGCACCAUAAGAAAACCUGUAGGCCAUCCACCCAGAGUGCCCAAAUUGAGUCACUCUUAAAUAAUAACAAACAGUACAUGUUUCCAGAAACUCUAGUUAUUAGUGAGAAGUUUCCUAUGGUAGCCCUUUCCCCACCUAGGAAAAAUGGAGGGUGGGGUGAUAUUAGGGACCAUGAACUCUGUAAAAGUUACAGAAGACUGCAGUGAAAAUUCACAAUUACAGGAACAAAAGUGACAGUCUUCUGUUUUUCAUAUUUGUCCAAACAGGAUAUACAGUUGAAUAAAAGGGUUUAGGAACUGGUUUCUGCUUUAAUAGGAAAAAAAUUUCUUAUAAAAGGUGCCCCAAUACAGUAAUCAUUUCUAGUUAUAUCUGAUAAAGAUAUAAAACUGAAGUUUUCAUUUCAGGGUUGUGUUUUAAAGCUCAACCCCUAUCUGCUAAAGGUAAUCAUUAUUGUUAAUUGUUAAGAGAGAGGAGAGUGAAUCUUAAUAAAUUACAUCUAUUAAUCUUUUUAUCUGGAACUUUGUACACUUUUCCACUUUCGAAACUUACUUUAAAUACAGCAAAGUUUAUUUAAAAUUAUCAUAGCAGUAAAAAGUAUUACAAUGAAAUUGUUGGAGUAUUAAUGAAACAAGCCCAGUUUCACGCUUGACACAGUUCUUUGGAAGGCACUCUUCACUGAUUUUAUAACUCAAGUUAUAUUUGUUAAAUACCUUGUCAGAACAGUCAUUUUCAGUAUUACAGAUUCCUGUACUAUUGUGUUAAGAUUUGCCUGUGCUUUGGAACCUUCUUAGAACACACUUUCUUUUGGAAUGUAUUUGAUUGAUAAGGAAGUUUAAACAUUGUUUUCACUUCAAUGUAGAAAUACAGUGGGGUUUUUCUCUUUUCUUUUUUUCCUUUUAGUGCUGCCAAAAUAAAAUACUCAUUUUGCAUAAAAGAUUCUUAAUCGUUUUGCAGAAUAAAUUGCCUUAAACUUUUACUUGAAAAUUCAGCUACAGGCAUUCUGGGAGUUUUGAAAGUUAACAUUACAUCUUAAUAUUUAGUAUCUCUACAUUGUAUAAUUGAAUUUGAAAUAAAACUUAGGUCAUGACAGUGCA
Messenger RNA from Orycteropus afer afer, 2729 nucleotides. RefSeq names its product alpha-1,6-mannosyl-glycoprotein 2-beta-N-acetylglucosaminyltransferase (gene MGAT2). Gene Ontology annotation, biological process: protein N-linked glycosylation; oligosaccharide biosynthetic process. NCBI's taxonomy places the organism in Eukaryota, Metazoa, Chordata, Mammalia, Tubulidentata, Orycteropodidae. The record is from RefSeq and is a predicted model, not a curated record. Gene Ontology annotation, molecular function: alpha-1,6-mannosylglycoprotein 2-beta-N-acetylglucosaminyltransferase activity. Gene Ontology annotation, cellular component: Golgi membrane; Golgi stack.